UAGUCUGUGCUAUGUUUUGCCGGAUAAACGUAGCUGUAAGGUAACCUGCAGACAUCUGGUAGAGCGCAUAUAAUUGGAUUUACAGUUUACCCUGACGAAAAAAGAUCUAAGUCCGUGCGAACCCGAAAUAGAACAUAUCUCUUCCUAGCUGUUGUGAGAAGAAUCAACCUACAUUUGAAAAGUUAGUAAACAUCAUGAGUUCUCAGGGUUCUACUAAAGACGCACAGCCAACUAAGCCGGAUUCGUCAUAUCGAAAAUGGUUUGUGUUGAUGUCUGGAUUUUUUAUCAUGAUUUUGUGCACUGGAUUUCCCUUCAAUAUGGCUGUCCUUAACCCUGAGCUCCUUCGCACAUUUGAGAAAAGUAAGGCGGAAACUGCUAUGGUACAGUCGAUAACGAUUGGGGUGCUAUAUACAGCAGGAGCCUUGUGCGGGAGGAUUGUUUCUAAAUAUGGAGCUAGAGUGACAGGGAUAGCCGGAAGCAUAGUUACGACGCUCGGUCUGGUUGUCUCUUUCUUUGCCGAAAGUAUUCCUCAUCUCAUUGUUACCCUUGGAUUAGUUUCAGGAUUUGGUUUCUCUGCUACUUUCAUCUCAGCAUUUACAACAGUCGGAGAAUACUUUGAAGGGAAAUCUAAACUAAUGGCGUUAUCAUUCCUCUCAUUUGGAUCAGGAUGCGGUUCAAUAAUAAUUCCCUAUCUCUUACACUUCCUUAUAGAAGAGUUCGGUUGGAGAGGUUGUCUACUUAUUUUCGGAGGACUUUUUGCAAAUAUGAUAUGUUUCUUUGCUGUUUGCAAACCACUGUCAAUCGGCAUUUCACAAAAUACGUCAAAGAAAUCAAAAGAUUUUGACCCCGAAUCGACUUCGAACGAGGACGGUUUUACGAAAUCAAUACGGUCAUUGGUCACCAGUAAAGUUUAUUUAACAUACACAGUAGCCAUGUGCUUCACACUUCCGGUCAUAAACUCAUUCAUGGUUUUUAUCAUCGAUUUCCUAACGACGAACGGAUUUGAGUCUGACACAAGGAUACAAUUGUAUCUUUAUUUACAACUUGGGAACGCAUUGUGCAGAUUUGUUCCCGGUUUAUGUAAAAAGUAUAUUCCUCACACGAGCGUUCUUAUUAUUCCUGCGUGUUUUACAGUAAUCGGAUCAACAGCGAUUGCGUUGCUUCCUCAUGCAAAAACGUAUAUACAUUAUAUUAUCCUCUUGGUCUGUUUGGGGAUGGCGUUAGGUGUUGGCGUCACAACCUUCUCUAUGACAACCAUGAAGCUCGUGGGGCUUCAGAAGUACUCUGCGGGACUAGGAGUACUUAUGACGCUCAUGGGCAUCAGUAAUUGCUUUGCAGGACCCAUUGCUGGACUGUUUGUUGAUCUGACGGGAUCCUACACAAAACCUUUUUACUGUAUGUCUGGUGGUCUCGGAUUCGCGACUGGCAUGUUCUUACUAGCUUCUUGGCUUAAACGGAAAUCUGCAACAAAUCAUUCAGAUAAUGAAAUUAAUACCAGCGUUAUCGAGGUAAACGACAACCCACAUUUACUCGAUAAAACCCUGUUCGACUAAUGAAGAACUACCGAUGUUUCUUAGUUGAUUAUGUCUGUGUUAGCUGCGAUUUAUAGCGUUAUAUGACUUGGAGCACUUGUAACUGGUUGAUCAUGUUUAAACUCCAGUGAAUGUUUUCAAGCUUGAGUAUGCUCCUUAUACUUAAACGCACUAAGCAUCUAUCAAUUGCAACGGUGCAAGUCGACAUAACAUAAAGGGAAGGAACGCGUUUGAUAUAAUGAAGGAACCCCGGUGUUAUUCUUCUUUGACGUGUCCAUGUAAAAUGUGUGAUAUAAUAAGAUGUGCACUAUAAUUAAGAUGAAGGAUACUACUGCUUUGAAGAAAUUUUUG
Messenger RNA from Mizuhopecten yessoensis (Yesso scallop), 1883 nucleotides. Its product is annotated as monocarboxylate transporter 6-like. Lineage: Eukaryota; Metazoa; Mollusca; Bivalvia; Pectinida; Pectinidae. The transcript is spliced from 6 exons. Gene Ontology annotation, molecular function: monocarboxylic acid transmembrane transporter activity. The record is from RefSeq and is a predicted model, not a curated record. The coding region runs from base 195 to 1553 and encodes 452 amino acids. Gene Ontology annotation, biological process: transmembrane transport; monocarboxylic acid transport.